This is a messenger RNA of Cucumis melo (muskmelon), 1154 nucleotides long. Its product is annotated as U11/U12 small nuclear ribonucleoprotein 25 kDa protein. The record is from RefSeq and is a predicted model, not a curated record. Bases 126 to 857 code for a protein of 243 amino acids. The transcript is spliced from 5 exons. Gene Ontology annotation, cellular component: U12-type spliceosomal complex. Gene Ontology annotation, biological process: mRNA splicing, via spliceosome. Lineage: Eukaryota; Viridiplantae; Streptophyta; Magnoliopsida; Cucurbitales; Cucurbitaceae.
UCCUCUCCUCUCCAUUUCAAAGCUCAGAACCAAACCAACAAAACAAAUUUCCCCUAAAUCCCUCCAUUUCUCUUCCUUUCCCAUUCCCAAUCCCAAACCCUAAAAUCUUUCUUCACACCAUUACAAUGCCAACGAGUUCUCCUCACUCCGACCGGACUAAGAUCGCUAACUUAUGGCGUUUCACCCGCUUCAUUGAUUACCGGUGUUUUGCUCCGCCGACGCUCGACUUUAAUCCUGACUCCGACGCUCUCAGUCGAAGGCCUUAUCGCUUGCUUCCUCGUCAGGAUCUCAUCGAUCUCUUCGUCUUGAAGCUCGACGGUUCUGUUUUUGGCGUUCGUGUAUCACGUAACAGUACUGUAGCUGAUCUUAAACGAGCGAUAGAGGAGGUUUUUGAUUCGCCCGGUGGGAGUGAACACUACAAGAUUACAUGGUCACUUAUCUGGGGACAUUUCUGCCUAUGUUAUGAAGGAGAAAAACUCACUGAUGACAAGGCAUGCAUUAGAGGUUAUAGUAUUAAGGAUGGUGAUCAGCUUCAGUUUAUUAGGCAUAUGUCUAUCAACUGUUUAUCGAUGAAGAAAGACAGGAAGAACCAAACUGUUCCUUGCAAAACAAUAUUGUUUUUCUCGCCAGAAUCAAAAGCUGUUGAAGAGAAUCAAGCAGACAGUCGAGACGAUAUCAAGGAUUAUCAAGUUCACAGGGACGAUUCGAACCAAGAGGAGGUUGCUUCUAUGGCUAGAGCUAGAUUUCAGCUGUCAAAUUUCUUCAAAGGACGGGUAUUGUAUUCCAGGGUAUGGGGUUUCUGUAAGAGUGCAUCAGAAGGCAGGAAUAGGGCUUCCUCUGCUUUUCGCAUUGCUUGAGAUUGGAAAUGGACAUGGAAUAACACAAGCUGCAACUGCAUGCAAGGUAAUGAACUUAGCUAGGAACUGUAGGAUUGAAACUUAAGCAUUUGAUUUAUGAACGAGAGGAGUUAGAUUGGAGAGUAGGCCUAGGAGAAAGGAAAUAGAGGGAAGAUUUCUGAAAUGUAAAUAUCAGCCUCCAUUUAUUGUUGGAUAGUUUUGUAAAAAGUUCUUUUGCUUCACUUCUCCUUCCAUCUUUGGUGUUAGCAGUGAAGUCGUUUACUAUGAUAAUCUGAAAAUUGGCUUCAUUUGAUUACA